This is a messenger RNA of Dendrobium catenatum, 1545 nucleotides long. RefSeq names its product transcription factor IIIA. Gene Ontology annotation, biological process: regulation of transcription by RNA polymerase II. Gene Ontology annotation, cellular component: nucleus. Bases 303 to 1412 code for a protein of 369 amino acids. The transcript is spliced from 8 exons. The record is from RefSeq and is a predicted model, not a curated record. NCBI's taxonomy places the organism in Eukaryota, Viridiplantae, Streptophyta, Magnoliopsida, Asparagales, Orchidaceae.
CCUUGCUGCCGGAUCGGAAGUUACGACAUUUUAAUCGGAACGGGAGCUCGCUGGCUGUGAAGCUCCCGUAACUACCGAAGCGGCCCGUCUCCCGUCUCCCGUCUCCGAUUUUCUUCCUUCGUUGCUGCAUCGCUGGUCGCUGCAGCUCGUCCUUCGUCCGUUGGUCGCUGGUCGCUGCAGAUACUCCUUCACAGCUCCUUCGUCCAUGCUUGGAUCCUUCGCCGUCCAGUUCUUAAUCUUCGCUGGCUCGCUCCACCUCCUCCUUCGUCGGUGCUUGCAUCAUUCAAUCAUUUGCAAGGAAUAUGGAAACGGAGGCUGUGAAGGAAAAUGAUAAGCAACGGUUCAUUUUUAGAGACAUCAGGAGAUAUUACUGCGAGUAUUGCGGAAUUUGUAGGUCCAAGAAAUCUCUUUUAAGAUCUCAUAUCCUCUCGCACCAUAAGGAAGAAAUACAGAUGGUAAAACUUGAUGAGGUUAGUGCAUUCAAGGCAGCAAGUCAGAAGGUUCAGCAUGCUUGUGAGGAGUGUGGCGCAAGUUUCUGGAAACCAGCUCAUCUAGCGCAGCAUAUGAAAAGCCACUCCGUUGAGAGACCAUUUGCUUGUCCAGUGAAGGAUUGCUAUUUUAGUUACCGACGAAAGGAUCAUUUAAAUCGACAUUUACUCAAGCACAAGGGCAAAGUCUUUGAUUGCCCUGUCCAAAGUUGCAAUCGCGCAUUUGCCUUCCAAGGAAAUCUGAAGAGACAUGUGAAGGAAAUUCAUGAUGAUGAAUCCCCAUGUGAAGCUGAAAAACGGCAUACUUGUGAGGAGCCUGGAUGUGGAAAAAUAUUUAAGUUUGCAUCUAGAUUAAAGAAGCAUCAAGAUUCCCACUUGAAGGUGGAAUUCUUGGAAAUUUUUUGUGGGGAACCUCUUUGUAUGAAGCCUUUCACAAAUUCUGAGUGCCUGAAGGCCCAUAUACAAUCUUGCCACAAGUAUGUUAAGUGUGAGAUAUGUGGAGCCCAAAAAUUGAGAAAAAAUUUUAAGCGACAUCAAAGGGCACAUGAAGGUGUUAUUUCAAAGGAAAGAAUCAAGUGCAGUUUUCUAGGAUGUGAACAAUCGUUCUCAAAGAAAUCAAACCUCAAUAAGCAUAUUAAAGCUGUUCAUGAAGAACUUAGGCCAUUCAGAUGUCGAACAUCUGGAUGUCAGCAAAGAUUCCCUUACAAGCAUGUUAGAGAUAAUCACGAGAAGACUCAUGUAUACGUGCAGGGCAAUUUUUUCGAAGCUGAUGAACAGUGGAGGUCAAGGCCGAGAGGUGGACGGAAGAGGGAAAGAAUAACCAUUGAGGCCUUGACGAGGAAAAGAGUGGUUCCAUUAGACAGGUCAUCCAUCAUGGAAAAUGGAGCCGACUACUUGAGAUGGUUGCUUGACGAUGAUGAAUAGAAUGCUUGAAUAUAGCAUUAACAGUAUUUUGGCAUAUCUAUGUAUAUGAAAGUGGCCAUGUGGUUAUUUUGCAUAAUUGUUUAUAGAGGAAUGAAUGCUAUUGGAACUUCUAUAGCUUGUGUUAACUAAGAAA